AUGCAUCUACGCUACUUCUCAUUGUUGGCGGCCACGGCAAGCUUGGCUGUUCAGCCUGCUGGUGCUGUGCCUCACACUCCUAGAGAUCAGGAUGCUGGGACUUGCAAGAAGACCACAGUUGCUAUUUUGGGAGGCGGAAUUGCUGGAAUUGCUGCAGCACAAGCACUGGCAAAUGCUUCCGUGCAUGACUUUGCUAUCCUCGAGUACCGUGAUACUAUUGGUGGCCGUGCCUGGCAUAAACCCUUCGGCAAAGACAAAGAUGGGAAGCCUUACAUUAUCGAGAUGGGUGCCAAUUGGGUUCAAGGCCUUGGGAAUCCAGGUGGCCCUCAAAAUCCCAUAUGGAGCUUGGCCCAAAAAUAUCAGCUGAAGACUCAGUAUUCGGACUAUGACAAUAUCUCCACAUAUAAUGAGCAUGGCUACAAGGACUAUACUCAUCUGCUGAGCGAGUAUGACGAGGCGUAUGAUAUUGCCAAUGCAAAGGCAGGCAAGAUCCUCCUCAACAACUUGCAAGACCAAAAUGCUCAAUCGGGUCUUGCCCUGGGCGGUUGGAACCCGAAGAAGCACGACAUGGAGGCUCAGGCUGUCGAUUGGUGGAAAUGGGAUUUUGAGGACAACUUCACACCUUUGGAGAGCUCUCUUGUCUAUGGCUGCGCCGGCGAUAACCUGACCGUGAACGGAUUCAGCGACCAUGAUAACUUCGUCCUCGACCAACGAGGCUUCAACACAAUCAUCAAGGGCAUGGCAUCCGAAUUUAUGACAGAGAACGAUCCACGUCUACACCUCAACACCGAAGUCACCGAGAUCCAGUACAGCAAAGACGGCGUCAUCAUCCAUAGCAAAGAUGGCAGCUGCAUCAGCGCCGCAUACGCCAUCUGCACCUUCUCCCUCGGCGUCCUCCAAAACGACGCGAUCAAAUUCACCCCCUCCCUCCCCGAAUGGAAACAAACCGCCAUCCAAAAAUUCACCAUGGGAACCUACACAAAGAUCUUCAUGCAAUUCAACGAAACCUUCUGGCCCAAAAACACCCAAUACUUCCUCUACGCCGACCCUGCCAUGCGCGGCUGGUACCCGGUCUUCCAAUCCCUCUCCAUGCCCGAGUUCUUCCCAGACAGCAACAUUCUCUUCGUUACCGUCACCAACGAACUCGCCUGGCGCGCAGAGCGCCAAUCCGACGAAACAACAAAACAAGAAAUUCUUACCGUUCUCCGGAAAAUGUUCCCAGACCAGAAAAUCCCCGAACCAACCGCUUUCCUCUAUCCACGAUGGAGUACCGAGCCUUGGUCCUACGGUAGCUACUCAAACUGGCCGCCAGCAACUACGCUCGAGAUGCAUGAGAAUCUGCGCGCGAAUACAGACCGGCUCUGGUUCGCGGGUGAGGCGACGAGUCCUACGUAUUUUGGUUUCCUGCACGGGGCGUGGUUUGAGGGCCGGGAUGCUGGGCAGAAUAUUGCUGCUAUUAUGCAGAAUCGGUGUGUUAAUGCUGACUCGGAGAAAUUGCGAGAGUGUGGUUCGCGGAGACACUGGGAGACGCUGCAUGGAACGACGCCGCUGGCUGAUUAUAGUGCUUUGACGGGAUGGAUGGCGGAUAGUUUUGUUGAUACCAAUAGCGAGUAG
This is a messenger RNA of Penicillium subrubescens, 1614 nucleotides long. RefSeq lists its product as uncharacterized. Gene Ontology annotation, molecular function: oxidoreductase activity. The transcript is spliced from 6 exons. The record is from RefSeq and is a predicted model, not a curated record. Bases 1 to 1614 code for a protein of 537 amino acids. NCBI's taxonomy places the organism in Eukaryota, Fungi, Ascomycota, Eurotiomycetes, Eurotiales, Aspergillaceae.